Messenger RNA from Psammomys obesus (fat sand rat), 2649 nucleotides. Its product is annotated as zinc finger protein 14-like. The annotation marks the transcript as partial. The transcript is spliced from 4 exons. Gene Ontology annotation, biological process: regulation of DNA-templated transcription. The record is from RefSeq and is a predicted model, not a curated record. Lineage: Eukaryota; Metazoa; Chordata; Mammalia; Rodentia; Muridae.
GGGAGCCGGCGUGACAGCCUCGGUGACGCUGUUCGGGCGAGCGCAGCAGGCCUGGGCGCAGACAUGGGCUCUGUGACCUUUGAAGAUGUGGCUGUAAACUUUACUGUGGAGGAGUGGGCUCUACUAGAUCCUUCCCAAAAGAAGAUGCACAGAGAUGUAAUGGAGGAGACCUUCAGGAACCUGGCUGCUAUAGGGAAAACACAGGAAGACCAGGACGGACUUGAUGACCACAGAUAUUCUAAAAGAAAUCAAAGAAAUGAAAUUGUGGAAAGACUGUUGGAACAUAACAAAGGUAGUGAGUGUGAAGUACUCUUCAGACAAAUUCCAAAUAAUGUUGUGAAGAGGAAGUUUUCUCAUAGAGCGAUGCUUUGUGAAAGCCAUGUGUGUAAAGACAACAUGCUCAUUGGUCAUUCAUCUCUUAAUGUGUCUGUGCCUCUUCAGACUACACAUAAACCUCAUGAAUAUGAGCUAUGUGGAGAGAGCCUCUAUAAAUUUGGAGAAUGUGAGAAAGCCUUUAUUUAUCCAGAAUGCUUUCUGAAGCAUGAAGACAUUGACAUUGGACAGAGAUCUUAUGAAUGCCACCAUUGUGAGAAGAUCUUCAAAAGUAAUGGUUACUUUCAAAUAUGUGUGAAUAAUGAAACUAAAGAAGAAAUAUGUAUGGAUAAGCAGGAGUAUAAUGCCUUUACUUACCCUGAUUUUCUUCAGCACGUUGAAAAGAUCCACACUGGAAAGAAACCCUAUGUAUGUAAACAGUGUGGGAAAACUUUUUCUUUUUUGAGUAACAUUCGAAGGCAUGAACGGACUCACACUGGAGAGAAACCGUACAAAUGUAGUAUAUGUGAUAAAGCCUUCACUUGUUUGACUAACUUUCAAGAACAUGAAAGAACUCACACCGGAGAGAAGCCCUAUUUAUGUGCACGAUGUGGGAAAUCCUUUUCUUUCCUGAGUAACAUUCGAAGACAUGAACGUACCCACACUGGAGAGAAACCGUACAGAUGUAAUAUCUGUGGAAAGGCCUUCAGUUAUUUGACUAACUUUCAAAACCAUGAAAGAACUCACACCGGAGAGAAACCUUAUGUGUGUGCACAAUGUGGGAAAGCUUUCACUUACUACUAUUCCUUCCAGACACAUAAACGAUGCCACACUGGAGAAAAACCCUAUGUAUGUAAACAGUGUGGAAAAGCCUUCAGUUAUUACAAUUCCAUUCAGACACAUAAACGAUGCCACACCGGAGAAAAGCCUUAUGUAUGUAAGCUGUGCGAUAAAGCGUUUACUACUCUCAGUUCUCUUCGGUACCAUGAGAGGAUUCACAGUGGGGAGAAGCCCCAUGUAUGUUUGCAGUGUGGGAAAGGUUUCAUUUCUUCAAGUACACUUCGAAUACAUAAAAGGAUUCACACUGGAGAGAAACCCUACAAAUGUAAACAGUGUGGGAAAGUCUUUAGUGUAGACAGUUCCCUUCGAUACCAUGAGAGGAUUCACAGUGGGGAGAAACCCUAUGUGUGUAAGCAGUGCGGGAAAGCUUUCACUCGCCACACCUCCCUCCGGCGACAUGAGAGGACCCACUGUGGGGAGAAACCCUUUGUAUGCAAGCAAUGUGGGAAAGGUUUCAUUUCUUCCAGCAACUUUCAAAAACACGAAUGGACUCAUUCUGGAGAGAGACUGUGUGUAUGUAAACUAUGUGGGAAAGCCUUCACUGGUCAUAGUUCGCUGCGACGCCAUGAAAGAAUUCACAGUGGAGAAAAACCCUAUGUGUGUAAGCACUGUGAGAAGGGUUUCUCUUCUUUGAGUAGUUGUCAGAGACAUGAACAAAUUCACACUGGUGAGAAACCCUAUGCAUGUAAGAAUUGUGGGAAAGCCUUCACUAAUCCCAGUGCCCUUCGAAAUCAUGAAAGGAUUCACAGUGGCGAAAAGCCCUAUGUCUGUGAGCAGUGUGGGAAGAGUUUCAUUUCUUUUAGUAAGUCAAGAAUACAUUUACGGAUUCACACUGGAGAGAAACCAUAUAAGUGUAAGCAAUGUGGGAAAGCCUUCACUGGUCACAGUUCCCUUCGACGUCAUGAAAGAAUCCACAGUGGGGAGAAGCCUUUUGUAUGUAAACGCUGUGGAAAAUCCUUCUAUACUUUAAGUGAUUGUCAAAGACAUGAACAAAUUCACACUGGUGAGAAACCUUACAUUUGCAAGCAAUGUGGGAAAGCCUUUACCCGGUCCAGUUCUCUUAAAAUACAUGAGAAGACUCACACUAGAAGGAAUUCCUAAGUGUAGAACAUGGAAAGACCUUGUUGACAGUGCUUAGGGCAGAGAACCAGUGCCAUGUUGUCUGUAGGAAUGCUUCCAGUCACCUUGGUUAUAUUCACAAGUGUAAUAGUUCGUACCGUGGUAAGAAACCUCAGAUGGAUGUGUGGAUGUCUUCAGUGGGCUAACCUCUGAGAAUGGACCCGUAUCAGAACUUGCAUAACAAACUUAUAAGCUGGUACAACAAUUUUCAAUGUUUUGUGAAGAUCUUUUAAGUAACAGAAUUCAUAAAUUCUUUUAAGAUUUCUGUGAAUGAAUUUGUGAAAGAACUGUGCAUUAAUUGGUCUAAUUCAGAAGGUAAGUCUCUGGAAUGUUUACUUCUAAUUUUUAUUCUCGUAAAUAAACUUUCAGGUGACCGAU